Messenger RNA from Talaromyces rugulosus, 2499 nucleotides. RefSeq lists its product as uncharacterized. The record is from RefSeq and is a predicted model, not a curated record. The transcript has 2 exons. NCBI's taxonomy places the organism in Eukaryota, Fungi, Ascomycota, Eurotiomycetes, Eurotiales, Trichocomaceae. The coding region runs from base 1 to 2499 and encodes 832 amino acids.
AUGGGCGAUGCACAGUCAACCCAGGCAAACGCUGGCGAUACUGACGAUGGUUCUACAGAUGCCACCUCAGAUUAUGGGGUUAUCGAUCACAUAUUACGGGCCGAAGAGACCCAAGAGUCCCAGGAGACUGGUGUAGAGAGCAGUUCUAUCCCAGACGAUCACAACGUCUCAGGAACGACUCUACUUCAAACAGACUCAGAAGCAGAUACAGGCGAUGCAGACACGCUUUUGAUGAUCGACUCUCUCCCUGACUUGCAUCGAGCUGCUUCUGCGAUUCUAGACUUGUUUGUCACCACUUCUUCAACUCCAAGCGGCAUUUCUAGCCUGGCUCGAGCUCUACAGGAUCCCAAGAGCAGUCAGAGCAGGAGGCUGCAACGCAUGCGCGACAAUUUUGCCACGCAAAGGGACUGCUUUGGCAACGAUACUUACUUUGUCAUCGAACAAGUUGCUGCGAAGCUUCCAGUUCUCGAUAAUAUUCUCUCUGAUUCAUCAGCCACGAAAAGCUGGCACGCUGACGGGAUUCUCUACAAAUCAAACUGCGCGCAGCUCGCACUAGAGAUACUCACCAAGCCAACUCGCACUGGUGACGUAGAAGAUACCAUGUAUGACUUGGAGGGGAAAUAUCCAUUACCCUUUUUGAACACGCUAGUUCGCAAUAGCCGGCUCGACUUGGCAGGGCAAAGCAGCCUUCGACGGCCAACCUUUGACUUGGCGCUUGAGAUGAGAACGCAGUUUUUGAUGACCAGUUUGGUUAUUCAGCAGGAUCGUGACGGUUAUGACCCUGAGGGCUUGUUGCAGCAUGCGUUUUUCAAUGAAAUCGUGGAGACGCAGGCAUCUCAGGAUGGAUCCAUGCUUCGCGGAUUCAAUCUGCCGAGCCUUCAGGACAGAGACGGGAAUCUGCCAGAGCAGUUUGAGGAUGAUGUCCAAGACCGCAUUAGGGAUAUUCAAGAGUACUUUAAUGAUGGAGGGAUCGUUGACUACGAUGGCUUGGAAGCGCGUUUCCCUUGGGAAGGAUUUGUCUACAGCGUGGCAAAAUGGCUACGGUCUCGAAACGAGGAACUUGACCGGUUCCUCAAGCAACAGCCAUCAGUGGAUGAAAUCCACGACCAGCUCGAGGAAGCAGUGAAUAAACGCACGGGCGUUCAAGCCGUUGUCACGCCAGAACAGACCAAGGCGACGACAACAUCCUCGGAAAUCACUUCUAGUCAACAGCGUCGACGCGAGUUACUUCCCGCUGCCGAAAUCACCGAGAAACGGGGUGAGGCAAACACUGGACAAGGCGGGAAAGAAAGACGCAAGUCGAACACCCGGAUCUUCAGAGACCAGAAAUCCAUUCAGCUGCUAUUUCGAACGGCCAGAGCCCUUGAGCAGAAGAAUGACCCUACGCUUGAAUCUGCAAAGGAUUUUGCUCCUCGACUAUCGCAAUUAGCAGCAAAGCCAGCCGAGAAGAUAAAUAGGCCCGUCGCGUCGACAUCAACAAGAAACACUGAUCAAAGAGCGGAGGAGACGGCGCCUAUUGCGUCCUUUUCUACGGAUCCUGAUCAGACUCUUGUUGGCGACUUUCAAGAAGACUUUAUAAUAUCUAGCCCUCAGCGCAGCCCUCAGCGCAGGCAACCAGCUAGUCGGCCUCGUCAACAACCAGCUUCGGAUACCCAAUCUACAGAAGCAGCAGCAACUACAGCGAGUCAAAUUGUCCCUUCGUCACGGUCGAUACUGGAAGAAAUUAAGAGGCACAAAAAGGGCCGCUCUUUUAUCGACCGACAGUCUAAUGCGUCACGGGUGUCGCCCAUUGACUCUCAACGAGUUGACCACGGCUCGACUAGCAAAGCUCGCAAACGCACGCUGCUCGAAACGAACGAGUCAGAGGACGAGUAUGAGGAAGACAACAGAAAUAUUGACAUCCAGAACAAACGCGCACAAAAGCCAGCGCAGCCGGCUAAGCGGCAAAGAAGAGAAGCGGAAAUAGAAAACACCGAGACGCCUCCUCAACGCCAUCGCCAGGCUGUUUGGCACCCAGUUGAUGAACCUCCGUCUGCUCAGCCUCCAACAGUGCCCUCGCCUGUCCGACCGCCACCACCACCUGCUGCUGCUGCUUCUCCGCCGGCGUAUUCAACGCAACCAUCCGCCAGCCAGCAAUCCGCCAGCCAAGCAUCUCCAACACGACUGCCAUACGGCGCGAGACUUCCUCAGGUGCGACGACGCUGGUCGACGGCAGAAGAUAAUCGGCUUGUUGAGCUAGUUGGUAGGCACGGCACGAGCUGGGCUGUAGUCAAGCAUCAGGACGAGGCGUCGUCGCGGCCACAGCUGGGUGAUCGCAACCAGGUGCAAUUAAAAGACCGAGCCAGGAACUUGGUUAUGAUGUGGCUCAAAGGAGGAAGAAGAGACCUACCGCCGAAUUUCAACCUCGUCGCACUGAAACAAAAGGACGUCGAAGAGCUCGAAAGCAGGGGAAUUCCAGUUCCAGACCGGACAUUACCAAGAAAUGCCACGCGGUUUUGA